Molecule: messenger RNA, 2727 nt
Organism: Leptopilina heterotoma
Lineage: Eukaryota; Metazoa; Arthropoda; Insecta; Hymenoptera; Figitidae
Gene: Lint-O
Exons: 6
Coding region: 205-2172 (655 amino acids)
Molecular function (GO): protein binding; DNA binding
Source: RefSeq, a predicted model, not a curated record
CAGCGCCCUCAGAGCGCCACCUGCCCCGCAAAAAUUUCAUAGCCGCCGCCCGGUGCUCUUCAAGCUCUUUACUUUAAUUAAAAUUACUUUUCGAAAAGAUAACGGACUCCAUUUCACGUGAAAAAAUAAAUUCGCCAGGGCGCGAAUUAUUGACUAAUUAGAAAGUGACACCUCUUGGGAGUAUAAAAAAAAGCUGCACUGGUUAUGCAGCAUAGGGUGGAGAAUCAUAUCCUACAUGAGGAGCAAAUAUUGGAAGCGAUAGAUCAAUUGCGAAGACGAAAAGCACGUCCCGAUGCUGACAGAAUUUGUAAUUAUUUAUUGCGAAAAUUCUCAGUUGAUGCACGUGAUACAAUUGCCGACCUUCAUAAGUUGAUAGAAGCGGAAAAAGUAAUACAAGUUGAUUAUAAGGGAAAUACAAGUUAUCGUAAUGCCUCAAAGUGGUCACGCCUUCAACUUUAUAAAAACAGACCCGAGGGUUUUGUGAAGGAUAAACUUAACUCGGCAAUGGUCGCGGGCGCCGUUGCUGAAUUAGUUGUUGAGGAACCAGAUUAUCUCGAUCAGGGCGUGCCUGCAUUUAGAUUAGUUGAACAACUAUUAGAUGGAAUAUCAAAUCCAACGUCACGACGAAUGGUCGAAGAUUUUCUCACUAAAGAAACGGCCAGUGGAAAUUUAACGCGGCUCGCGAAUGGAAAUUACUCAUUGGUCGCGACAACUGAUAUUCGACAAGAAACAAAUAUGGAUAACGGCGGUGGCAGUGUCAAAAAUAGUAAAGAAACAACAACAACAACUUCUUCUUCUUCAUUAACAAGUCCUUAUGAUUUCGACGAAGCAGACGAUAUGACAAUGCCCGAUUCAUUGUCAAAUACACCGAGAUCAUCGAGACAGGCAAGUCCCAAGUCCGAGCAGGGUAAAAAUAAAGAUGAUUAUUACGAAAUUAUUGAUAAUUCAAAUGGAAAAAAAGAUGAUCAACUUAGGGAGGAGAGGGAGAAAAAGGAGAAGACACCACAACCGAGUUCGUCAUCAACUUCCGAUGUUCAAGAGGAGCAAAAAAUUGAGACACAAAGUAGUCCUAACCUCAAAAAAACGGGAAAAGUUGAGCGCAAGCAGAAAUUGUGUGUAAGAACAGAUGACUCAGCUGAUAUUGAAAUUAAAUAUGACGAAUAUAGUAGAGAUAAGAUAAAGGAUUAUGGUGAAAAGGAGAGGAGAGAUGAUAAUGGUCAUCUUAGUGAGGAUCGCGAUGAGGAGGAUGCGGGUCGAAGUUCCACUAAUCCUUCGCCAACACCUUCGAAUACAAAUGCUGGAGCCUUUCGAAGUGCACGUAGAAAGCGUGCGAAGAAAGUAUUCGAUCCUUCAGACAAUAAUUUGGUUAAGAGAAAAAGAGGAAGGCAACCAGCGUCACAAAAUAAAAGUAUGACAACAUCGCAAGAUUCUCAAGAAUCCCUUAAACCCAUCGCGAAAGAUGGACCCAACAGACAAUGUAGUUUAUGCUCGAAAGAAAAGCAGGAAUCACUAAUCGCGUGUCGUGAUUGUACAGUGAGAGCGCAUCCGUCUUGUGUCUACACCUCCGACGUUUUGCACCAUAAAUCCGGGAGCAGUUGGCAGUGUGAACGAUGCAAAAGUUGUGUCAUCUGCUGUGAAACAUCCGACGCAGGACCCUUGAUAAGUUGUUAUAACUGUGACGAUGCAUAUCACUCGUUCUGUCAUUCACCAAGAAUAUCCAUCAGCAAAUCAAACUCAAAAUGGAAUUGUAAUGACUGUACGCAAAAGAAUUUCAAAUCAACUCUAAGCCAAAGUAUUGGUUUAUUAACAAAUCGUUCGGAAUCUCCAAAUACUGCAACUGUUCUACCGCCGGUUCUCAGUCCUCAAGUUUCUCCAAAUCGUUCUUCGCCAAAUCAUCUGGAGGACGAUAUCUCUAGUGAUGGUAUCGAUCCAAAUAUUCCUGAUGCUUCCGACUGGACAUCCGAGCAAGUCUAUCAAUAUUUUGCCCGACUUUUUCCAAAGGAAGCAGAAAUUUUUAGACACCAGGACAUUGACGGCCAUUCUCUUUUAAUGAUGAAGAGAUCUGAUGUAUUAAAUCGACUAGAUCUACUUCUAGGUCCAGCGCUAAAAAUUUACCGUCAUGUUUUAAAACUCCAAGUUCGAAGGGAUGAUCCAAAACUUUACUGGCUAUAAGUAAAGAUAACAAAUUUUUAGUUCAAAUUAUCUUUUAAAAUUAUAUUUUUCUUGAAUUAAUUGUUUCUUAAAUUGUUUUAACAUUUCAUUGUUUCUGCAAUUUUAGUUUCAACAAUUAUUGUUAUUACAAUUCAUUGUUUCUACAAUUCAGUUUCAACAAUUAUUGUUUCCAAAAAAAUCAAGUAAAUUACUACGACAGUAAUGAAACAAUAUUACUUGUUUUGUCUUUUACAUAGUACUUUAAAGAGUAUAAUUAAUAUUUAAGUUUAUUUAAAAAGAUUAUUUAAAUAGUAAAUUAUGCUGAUGAAAAAAUAGUUUCUCCACGUCGAGUGUUAUUAUUCUACCAUUUGAGUUUUAAGAUUUAUAUAGUUAUUAUAUGUAUAAAGAAAAAAUAGAUUUACAAGUGUUAAACCGACUGGUUUUUUUAUAUACAAAAAAAAGUUAUCUUGAUCAUGAAUGAGUGAAUAAAUGAUAUUUAUUAUAUAUAUUAGUAUACAUAAAAGUAAAAAAUUUCUGCGAGAAUUUAUAAUAAAUAAAGAAUAAUAAUAAAGAACG